This is a messenger RNA of Chinchilla lanigera (long-tailed chinchilla), 2249 nucleotides long. RefSeq names its product synapse associated protein 1 (gene Syap1). Lineage: Eukaryota; Metazoa; Chordata; Mammalia; Rodentia; Chinchillidae. Gene Ontology annotation, cellular component: cytoplasm; synapse. The coding region runs from base 143 to 1195 and encodes 350 amino acids. The record is from RefSeq and is a predicted model, not a curated record. The transcript is spliced from 9 exons.
CAAUGCGCGACCCUACGUCAGCCGGGCAAACCGUUCGGUUUCCGGCCAUCUUCCUGUGAGGCGCAGCGGAGUCCGCGGUCCUAUAGGCAGCACUUGUGGGGGUUUCGGGGAGCGGGACCGCGGCGGCGGCCCCGCGGGCGGGAUGUUCCGAGGGUUAAGUACGUGGCUUGGCCUUCAGUCUGAAGAGGCUGACGGCGACACGCCUGCGGAGGACGCUCCGCCCGAGCAGCGCUCCGAGACGGCGGCGCAGCCCACGGAGGGGCAGCAGCCGGAGGACCCGGAGCUCCUCCACCAGGCCAGAGGCCUCGGCAACUAUCUGUUUAACUUUGCAAGUGCCGCCACCAAAAAGAUAACUGAGUCGGUUGCUGAAACAGCACAGACGAUAAAGAAGUCGGUAGAAGAAGGAAAAAUAGAUGAGAUCAUUGACAAGACCAUUAUAGGAGACUUUCAGAAGGAGCAGAAAAAAUUUGUUGAGGAACAACAUACAAAGAAGUCCGAAGCAGCUGUGCCCCCAUGGGUGGACACUAACGAUGAGGAAACCAUUCAGCAACAAAUCCUGGCCUUAGCAGCUGAUAAGAGGAAUUUCCUUCGUGACCCUCCGGCCGGCGUGCAGUUUCACUUCGACUUUGAUCAGAUGUACCCUGUUGCCUUGGUCAUGCUGCGAGAGGAUGAGCUAUUGAGCAAGAUGCGCUUCGCCCUGGUUCCCAAGCACGUGAAGGAGGAGGUGUUCUGGAGGAACUACUUCUACCGCGUGUCCCUCAUCAAGCAGUCCGCCCAGCUCACGGCCCUGGCCGCGCAGCAGCAGGCUUCCGGCAAGGAGGAGAAGAGUGGUGGCGCGGGCUCCGACUCGCCGCUGACAGAGGCAGUACGGCCCAAAACGCCACCUGUCGUAAUCAAAUCUCAGCUUAAAUCUCAAGAGGACGAGGAAGAAAUUUCCACAAGCCCAGGCGUUUCUGAGUUCGUCAGCGAUGCCUUUGACGCCUGUAACUUCAAUCAGGAGGACUUAAGGAAAGAAAUGGAACAACUUGUGCUCGACAAAAAGGAAGAGGAGACAGCUACCCUAGAAGGGGAUUCUGCCGACUGGGAGAAAGAGCUGCAGCAGGAGCUUCAGGAGUACGAGGUGGUCACAGAGUCAGAGAAGCGGGACGAGAACUGGGAUAAGGAAAUAGAAGAAAUGCUCCAGGAAAUAAACUAGCUGUCUCCUGCAAUAAAUGAUAGCCCUUGCCAUUCAGCACACUUACGGGGGUCUUGGUGUUGACACUCAAUCAGAAGGCACAAACAUUCUUUUUUUCAAGCUGAAACUUGCCUCUUCUACUUAAAAAAAGUACAUAGAACAGUUAUUCUAAUAGUCAUGAAAGGGGUGUUUGAUGUAACAUUUUCUAGAUAUAAAUCGCGUUAGUGUUGUUCUUUUAAGCAGUAUAGAUAUUUUUGCCACAGAAACACAGGUAAAAUUUUUAGAGUUCUGUUUUCCACAAGAUCAAACAUACCAUUUCUUCACUUACAAUUCUGUAAACAUUUGUGUUCCUCACUUGCAUUGUUGAUAUGUGGAUGUUAAAGUUCUUACUGAAUAGAUUACCAUCAAAAUGACCAAAUUAUACCAAAGAAGUUAAGAGGAGGCACUUUCAGAACUGUUUUCUUGCUAGUUUUUUUUUUUUCCCCCCCCCCUAAAGUCCCAUCUAAAAGCCAAAAGGUAAGAUACUGAAACUGAUGGGAGGCACCAGGCAGGCAUGGUGGUGCCCAUCUGUAAUCCUAGCACUUGGGAGGCUGAGGCAGGAGGAUCACCAUGAGUUUGAGGCCAGCCUGAACUACAUGGACUCUGUCUCAAAAAAACCAAAAAAAAAAAAAAAAGUGUAAAUAAACAAAGUUGAUGAGAAUGCUACAGUGAGCACAGUUUGACAAUGGGUAGAUUGCACGCACACCUGAGUGUCACCCCGAAUUAGAGCACUUGCCUGGUGUGCUCGAGGCCCUGGCUGCGAGUCACAGGAAAAAGGAAACGGUUGUUCUGUACACAUAUUUGUAAAAACUGUUUGCCCCUAGGCUCCUGUGUCUUUCAUUCAUUCUUUUGUUGCUUCACUCAUUCUUUUCAAACUAGACCACAAAUGUGACAUGAUGGAUUUUGUAGCAAGCGGGGCCUUCUGUCUUUUAUAUCAAUGACCUUCAGAACCCUGUUAUACUCUAAACCGUUCUUGUUUUUGUGGUCACUAUAUAUCAAUGUUACGGUUUUGUCUUAUUAAACCACCAUCUUUCUA